AUGAAUGCAGUACUGUUUGAGAGCAAUGCUAGGAUUCCAAAGCUCUCUUCCUAUGCAAAAGCAGAGGACAAGCUGUUCAAAUACCUCUUUGGAAACUACCAGAAAUGGGUUCGUCCAGUGGAAUACCUAAACCAGACAAUCCGUGUGAAGUUUGGACUCGCCAUCUCCCAGUUAGUUGAUGUGGAUGAGAAAAAUCAGCGAAUGACAACGAAUGUAUGGAUGAAACAGGAGUGGAGUGACAUGAAACUCAGAUGGAACCCUGAUGACUACUUGGGCAUCACAAUCAUCCGAGUCCCCUCUGACAGGAUCUGGCUCCCUGACGUUGUACUGUAUGAUAAUUCAGAUGGGCGUUUUGAGGGGACCGUCACCAAGGCUGUUGUAAAGUAUGAUGGAACCAUAUCAUGGACACCACCAGCCAGUUACAAGUCAGCCUGCACCAUUGAUGUCACCUUCUUCCCUUUUGACCUCCAGAACUGUUCAAUGAAGUUUGGCUCAUGGACAUAUGAUGGCUCCCAUGUGGACAUCAUUCUGGAGGACUUCCAUGUGGACAAGCGGGACUAUUUUGACAACGGUGAAUGGGAGAUAGUGACGGCCACAGGCAGCCGUGGUCUGAGGACAGACGGCAGCUCUUCCUAUCCCACCAUCACCUACUUCUUCAUCAUCCGGAGGCUGCCUCUUUUCUACACCCUUUUCCUCAUUAUCCCCUGCAUUGGCCUGUCCUUCCUCACCAUUCUUGUCUUCUAUCUGCCCUCCAACGGCGGUGAGAAGAUCUCUCUCUGCACCUCAGUCCUGGUGUCGCUCACAGUUUUCCUCCUGGUCAUUGAGGAGAUCAUCCCCUCCUCUUCAAAGGCUAUCCCUCUCAUUGGGGAAUACCUUGUCUUCACCAUGAUUUUUGUCACGCUCUCGAUCAUCAUCACCGUCUUUGCCAUCAACAUCCACCAUCGCUCCUCUUCGACACAUCAUGGCAUGGCACCCUGGGUGAGGAGGAUUUUCCUGCAUCGACUGCCUAAACUGCUGUGCAUGCGCAGCCAUGUGGACCGUUACGCCACAGCCGGAGUGGCCAGUGCAGGAGGAGCAUUAGGACAGGGUAUGAUGAAGAACUCAGCACCUGAACUGACACCUCUCCUCUACACCAGACAUAACCUACAAGCAGCUUUAGAUUCUAUUCGCUACAUAACCAUGCAUGUGGUUAAAGAAAAUGAAGUCAGAGAGGUGGUCCAAGACUGGAAGUUUGUAGCCCAGGUCCUGGAUCGAAUGUUUCUUUGGGCCUUCCUCCUGGUGUCAAUCCUGGGCUCUGCCCUCCUCUUCAUCCCGGUUAUUUACAAAUGGGCCAACAUCAUCGUCCCUAUUCAUGCUGGAAGUACCCUCUAAGAACUACCGUUCAGCUACCCACAAAUGGAGGCAAAGCCCCUAAACAGCUCAUUACGUUUUAUUUGAGAUUUGAACGACUGAGAUACUGAGAUGACCUCUCAGAUACGGUCCUGCUCCUCUUACCUACAGUCAUUCUGUAAGCCACAGCUGUGUCAGUGAUCAAGCUGCUUUUGGAACUUGUGAACUGGCUAUAUCUCACAGAGAAAAGCUUUUUGUUAUAAGAUUUUAAAUCCUGUAUUUAAUUUUAAAGAUGAAUGAAAAUAAUAAAUUGAUGUAGUCCUUAUAA
Micropterus dolomieu (smallmouth bass) is the source of this 1657-nucleotide messenger RNA. It is a transcript of the gene chrna5, whose product is annotated as cholinergic receptor, nicotinic, alpha 5. The transcript has 7 exons. Lineage: Eukaryota; Metazoa; Chordata; Actinopteri; Centrarchiformes; Centrarchidae. Bases 1 to 1371 code for a protein of 456 amino acids. Gene Ontology annotation, cellular component: postsynaptic membrane; synapse; neuron projection. Gene Ontology annotation, molecular function: transmembrane signaling receptor activity; acetylcholine-gated monoatomic cation-selective channel activity. Gene Ontology annotation, biological process: monoatomic ion transmembrane transport; regulation of membrane potential; nervous system process. The record is from RefSeq and is a predicted model, not a curated record.